UUCCUUUUAAAACAAAAAACAAAUUUGUACUUUAAUUUCAGUUGAAAAGCUGAAAAGAAAUUAUACCCAAAAACUCGAAUUAGGGAAUCAGCGAGUGGCCUGGCCUCCAUCUCUCCCUGUGACAGUAACUCCAAGUGAAGAAAUCCUCUUUCCUUUUGCGCUUCAUCCCAUUUCUUCCCAAUAAUUCAUCUCUGUUUUGAGUUUUGCCCUGAAUCAUGGCGCCGGUUUUAUCUCGGUUACUCCUCCGACGGAAUGUUCACUCACCAUUCCUUCGCACCUCCACCGCCGGCUUUAACUUUUUCAGAACAAUUCAUUCUUUUGUUUUCUCUACGGUAGAAGUGGAUCAACUAUCAGGUUCUAAGCCAGGAGAUGUUCACAACUUGGUGCAGGGUAAAUGGAUUGGAUCUUCCGGUUGGAAUACUAUUGUAGAUCCUUUAAAUGGAGAACCAUUUAUUAGAGUUGCCGAAGUCAAUGAAACCGAGAUUCAGCCAUUUGUGAAGAGUCUGACCAAGUGCCCCAAACAUGGCUUACACAAUCCUUUUAAAUCACCUGAGAGAUAUCUGUUGUAUGGAGACAUAUCUUCCAAGGCUGCCGACAUGCUUUCCAAGCCAGAGGUAACUGACUUCUUCACGAGGUUAAUUCAAAGAGUUUCUCCCAAAAGUUAUCAGCAAGCUUGUGCUGAAGUAAAUGUUUCUGUUAAAUUUCUACGGAACUUCUCUGGCGAUCAGGUUCGCUUCCUAGCAAGGUCCUUUGCAGUACCAGGAGAUCAUCUUGGACAACAAAGUCAUGGUUUCCGUUGGCCUUAUGGUCCCGUUGCAAUUGUCACUCCUUUCAACUUUCCAUUGGAAAUUCCUGUACUUCAGUUGAUGGGUGCACUUUACAUGGGCAACAAACCUGUUUUAAAAGUCGAUAGCAAGGUUAGCAUAGUCAUGGAGCAAAUGAUUCGAUUGCUUCACCAUUGUGGGCUGCCUCCGGAAGAUCUAGAUUUUAUAAAUUGUGAUGGGAAGACAAUGAACAAGUUAUUGAUUGAGUCAAAUCCAUCCAUGACUCUUUUUACCGGUAGCUCAAGGGUGGCAGAUAAGUUGGCCGUUGAUUUGAAGGGCCGGAUUAAAUUGGAAGAUGCAGGUUUUGAUUGGAAAAUCUUAGGACCAGAUGUUCGAGAGGAAGACUAUGUUGCAUGGGUUUGUGAUCAAGAUGCAUAUGCUUGUAGUGGCCAGAAGUGCUCGGCACAGUCGAUAUUGUUCAUGCAUGAGAAUUGGUCAACAACUUCACUUAUUUCGAAGAUAAAGAAUCUUGCGGAGAGAAGAAAUUUGACCGACUUAACAAUUGGCCCAGUUCUUACCUUCACAAAUGAAAUGAUUUUAGAUCACGUGAAUAAAUUGCUCAAGAUACCAGGGGCAAAGUUACUCUUUGGAGGUGAACCUCUAAAAAACCAUUCCAUUCCACCCAUAUAUGGUGCUAUAAAGCCAACUGCAUUAUAUAUUCCACUUGAAGAAAUGAUGAAAGAUGAGAAUUAUGAGCUUGUGACUAAGGAAAUUUUUGGACCAUUCCAGAUUAUUACGGAAUAUAAGAGAGAUCAACUUUCAGGUGUAUUGGAUGCUCUUGAGCGAAUGCAUGCUCAUCUAACAGCCGCUAUUGUUUCAAAUGACCCUCUUUUUAUGCAAGAAGUUAUUGGCAACACUGUGAAUGGAACGACAUAUGCAGGUUUGCGAGCAAGAACAACGGGAGCUCCGCAGAACCAUUGGUUUGGACCUGCAGGAGAUCCGAGGGGUGCAGGUAUUGGAACCCCAGAAGCCAUCAAACUUGUAUGGUCUUGCCAUCGAGAGAUCAUAUAUGAUAUUGGCCCGUUGCCCUUGCAUUGGACAACUCCACCGUCAACUUGAAAUAUGAUCAGAGUGGUUUUUUACUUGCCCCGCUUAGGCCAGACUAACCUUGCCUAAAAUCUAUGACAAUUUUGUAGUUGCAGAAAAUAAAGUCUCAUUCAUCAGAAAUUGGUAUGUUUGAUUUGUUGCUGUAAAUUAGAGCCUUUGUUCAUUGGUUAUUUAGGUAUCUAGUUUUUUAUGUUCCAAAAUAAAUUUGAUGGGAGAAUUCAAAGUUUCCAAACUGUAAUGAAGGUAUUUGAAGGACAAAAAUAAUUUCAGUUACUUUUUCUUUUA
Messenger RNA from Benincasa hispida (wax gourd), 2156 nucleotides. It is a transcript of the gene ALDH12A1, whose product is annotated as aldehyde dehydrogenase 12A1. The record is from RefSeq and is a predicted model, not a curated record. Gene Ontology annotation, cellular component: mitochondrion. Lineage: Eukaryota; Viridiplantae; Streptophyta; Magnoliopsida; Cucurbitales; Cucurbitaceae. Gene Ontology annotation, molecular function: L-glutamate gamma-semialdehyde dehydrogenase (NAD+) activity; aldehyde dehydrogenase (NAD+) activity.